CGCGGAUCUGCAGAAAUGAACAUCCGCUCCAGAACGCAGAGGGCAGACAACAGUAGAAAGAGAGAAAAAAAGGAAAAAUUUGAACCAAGAUCUGGAUCUUUCACGCAAGUCCCCCGUGUGUCCGGUGUAAUGUUAAGCCAGUCACGGAUAGUGGUUCUUUGUCUGCUGGCGGUUCUUCCGCUUAUAGCAGCACAAGGUCAGCAGGCACGUAUCGUUUGCUACUUCAGCAAUUGGGCAAUCUAUCGGCCCGAUGUUGGCCGCUACACGAUCGAUGACAUCCCGGCGGAAAUGUGCACCCACAUCAUCUACUCGUUCAUCGGGGUGGACGACAGCAACUACCAGGUGUUGGUGAUCGAUCCGGAAAUUGAUUUGGAGCAGAAUGGAUUCCGCAACUUUACCGAGCUGCGGCAACGGUAUCCCCACGCCAAGUACCAGAUUGCGGUCGGUGGAUGGGCGGAAGGCGGCAAGAAGUAUUCACAGAUGGUGGCGGUCAAGGAACGUCGGCAGUCGUUUAUCGAGAGUGUGGUGCAGUUCAUGAAGGUGUACAACUUCGACGGGUUCGAUCUGGACUGGGAGUAUCCGGGGGCGGCCGAUCGGGGCGGUAGCUUCGGGGAUAAGGAUAAGUUUUUCUACUUCGUGGAGGAGCUGAGGCGCGCGUUCGAUCGGGUGGGACGUGGAUGGGAGAUUACGAUGGCGGUACCGGUGGCUAACUUCCGGCUGCAGGAAGGAUAUCAUGUGCCGGAGCUGUGCGAGAAUCUGGACGCGAUCCACUGCAUGACGUACGAUCUGCGCGGCAAUUGGGCAGGGUUUGCCGAUGUUCACAGUCCACUGUACAAGCGGCCACACGAUCAGUGGGCGUACGAGAAGCUGAAUGUGAACGACGGCGUUCAGCUGUGGGUCAACUAUGGCUGUCCACCAAACAAACUAGUGGUGGGAGUUCCGUUCUAUGGACGAACCUUUACGAUGAGUGCCAGCACUACCAAUCCCACGCUCGGAUCGUACAUCAAUAAGGAAGCGGGCGGCGGCGAUCCAGGACCGUACACAAAUGCUACCGGCUUCCUGGCGUACUACGAGAUAUGUACGGAGGUGCAGGACGAGCAGAAGGGUUGGACUAAAAAGUGGGACGACGUUGGACUCUGUCCGUACACCUACAAGGGUACGCAGUUCGUCGGGUACGAGGACGAGAAGUCGCUCCAGCACAAGAUGGACUGGAUCAAGCAGAAGGGAUAUGCUGGCGCCAUGACGUGGGCAGUCGAUAUGGACGACUUCCACGGGCUCUGCGGUCCCGAGAAUGCACUGAUGAAGGUGUUGUACGACAACAUGAAGGAUUACGUCGUUCCGGCGCCGACAGUGACCACCACACCGAGGCCGGAAUGGAAUCGACCACCAUCCACCAUGUCCUCCGACGGAGAUCAACCAUCACAGCGUCCUACCACGACCACCGUCAAACCGAGACCUACCACAACGACUGCCCCGACCACCACCAGAAGUACGCGGCGAACUACCACCACCACAACAACCACCAGGAAACCGACCACAAUUCUGCCUCCAGCACCAACCGACUCAGAGGAGGACAGAGAACCGGCACCGGUAGAACCACCAACCCCGGAGCACGAGGAUGAGUCGGAAAUCGAUUGUUCCGGCUACAAGGACUUCGUGCCCUCGGUCGACUGUACCAAGUACUAUCGCUGUGUGCACGGCCAGCCGGUAGAGUUUGUCUGCAAACCGGGCACCGUCUUUCACACCGCACUGAACGUGUGCGACUGGCCGGAAAACGCUGACCGGCCCGAAUGUCGCACCAAGGCGAAGCUAAUCGAACCACUGGCCGACGAUGUGUAUGGGUUCUACGUGCUUAACAUUCCAGGUGCGUUCCGUGGAGGUGCUUUAUGGCUGAUCGUGCUACUGUGCCUGGUGCUAGUGGAACGACGCCACUGCCGGCUGAUCUGUCACUACACGACCUGGUCCCAGGGUAGGGCCAAUCCGUACUCCUACCGCAUCGAGGACAUACCGGGCGAUCUGUGCACGCACGUGGUGUACAACUUUGUCGGCGUGGACAGCGAAGAGUACGAGCUGGCGAUGUUGCAGCGCGAGAUCGAUGUGGUGCAGAAUGGGUUCGGGCGGUUUAUCGAUCUCAAGCAGCGGUUUCCGGAUUUGAAAAUGCACGUCGCGGUCGGUGGUUGGGAUCAUGGCGGUGCACCGUUCAGCAAGAUGGCUGCGUUCCGUAACCGGCGCAAGAAGUUUAUCGAGAGUGUGGUGAAGUUUAUGGGCCGGUAUGGGUUCGAUGGGAUUGAGCUGGUGUGGCUGUAUCCGGGCAGCGUGGAACGUGGCGGUACGAACAACGAUAAGGACAAUUUCGUGUAUCUGGUGGAGGAGUUGAAGACCGCGUUUCUGAAGGCUAGACAACCGUGGGAGGUGGCGAUACAGGUGCCGGCCGAUCAUACCCGGUUCGAAGUGGGCUACGAUCAGGGUUUGCUCUGCGAGAGUGCUGAUUACGUGCACAUUAUCGGAUACGAUCUGCGUGGCUCCUGGACAGGGUUUGCCGACGUACCCAGCCCGAUGAAGGAUCGCCCACACGAUCAAGGCAUUUACAAGGGGCUGAACGUGCAGGACGGUGUCAAUUCGUGGCUGGAUAGUGGUUGCGCUCCGAACAAGGUCGUGCUGGGCGUACCCUUUCUCGGCCGAACGUACGUACUGCGCAACAGUCAACAGAACGGUCUUGGAUCGCUCAUUAGCGGGCCAGGACCGAAGGGUACGCAUACGUACAGCGAAGGUUACCUGGGAUACUUUGAGAUCUGUCAAAUGAAGAAGCAACGCAACUGGCGUACGGUGUGGGAUUCGAUCGGUCUGUGCCCGUACACCUACCGUGGCAAUCAGUGGAUUGGGUACGAGGAUGAACAAUCGUUGAAGGAAAAGGUGGAGUUUGCCACGAGCAAAGGGUUGGCCGGUGUUUAUGCCUUUUCGCUCGAUCUGGACGACUAUCGGGGCAAGUGUGGUGACCCGUACCCGCUCAUGAACACGUUGGCUAGCUUGCUAAAGAAAUCGCAAGAUAGCGACAUUGGGUUUGCUUUUGAGCGAGAGUAGAGUAAGAUCGUUCGUUUAAGUUACUGUAAUGGAGUGCAUUUAUAGCGAUGUAAGAGAAUUUGUUAUAGCAACAUAACACAAUCAGAGGAUGAUAAUAAAAAUUCCUUUGUUGAGAAAACAA
Molecule: messenger RNA, 3202 nt
Organism: Anopheles stephensi (Asian malaria mosquito)
Lineage: Eukaryota; Metazoa; Arthropoda; Insecta; Diptera; Culicidae
Product: endochitinase
Exons: 8
Coding region: 16-3081 (1021 amino acids)
Biological process (GO): carbohydrate metabolic process; chitin catabolic process
Cellular component (GO): extracellular region
Molecular function (GO): chitinase activity; chitin binding
Source: RefSeq, a predicted model, not a curated record